AAGUUAACUUCCGUUUAUCAGGCAUUUGCAUGUGCUUGACAACUGAGUUUUGUAAGACGGAUUGUGUCCAUUCUAAGAGUAGAUUAGACUCUAUUCUAUAGAUCUAGAUCUUAUAUUAUAUAUUUAAAAUUUAAGAAUGGCUGCCAUCAAAUCUCUAAAUCCUAAAGCUGAGGUAGCUAGGUCUGCACAGGCUCUAGCAGUUAACAUAUCGGCUGCAAAAGGACUUCAGGAUGUUUUACGUACAAAUCUAGGACCCAAGGGAACCAUGAAAAUGCUAGUGUCUGGGUCUGGAGAUAUCAAGUUAACCAAGGAUGGCAAUGUUCUUCUUCAUGAGAUGCAAAUACAAAACCCAACGGCCUCUUUGAUUGCACGUGUGGCCACUGCCCAAGAUGAUAUAACUGGAGAUGGCACCACCUCUAAUGUAUUGAUUAUUGGUGAGCUGUUGAAACAGGCUGAUCUAUAUAUUGCUGAAGGUCUUCAUCCUCGCCUAAUUACUGAAGGGUUUGAAUUAGCACGGAACAAAGCACUGGAAGUUUUAGACCAAGUAAAAGUAAAGAGAGAGAUUGACAGAGAUACUUUGAUCCAAGUUUGUAGGACAUCACUUCGUACAAAAGUUUAUCAGGAGUUGGCAGACCUACUAACUGAACAUGUUGUGGAUGCAAUACUUGCUAUCAAACAACCAACUGGCGCUAUUGAUCUGCACAUGGUAGAGACUAUUGAGAUGAAACAUAAAACAGACAUGGACUCAGUUCUUGUUCGGGGGAUGGUUCUUGAUCAUGGUGCAAGACAUCCUGAUAUGAAAAAGAAUAUAGAGAAUGUUUAUAUUUUAACUUGUAAUGUUUCUUUGGAAUAUGAAAAAACGGAAGUGAACUCAGGAUUUUUUUACAAAAGUGCUGAGGAACGUGAAAAAUUGGUAGCUGCUGAGCGUGACUUUAUUAAUGACAGAGUGAAACGAAUCAUUGAAAUGAAGAAAAAAGUUUGUGAUGGAACAAAUAACAACUUCCUUGUUAUUAAUCAAAAGGGUAUUGAUCCAAUGUCCUUAGACAUGCUAGCUAAAGAAGGAAUUGUUGCUCUUCGUCGUGCAAAACGCAGAAAUAUGGAAAGGGUAGUUCUUGCCUGUGGUGGCAUGGCUGUUAAUUCAGUGGAUGAUCUUGUUCCAGAGUACCUUGGCUGGGCUGGGCAUGUUUACGAACAAGUUUUGGGUGAGGAUAAGUUUACUUUCAUAGAAGACUGCAAAGAUCCACACUCUGUAACUAUUGUUAUCAAAGGACCUAAUUCUCACACUAUUGCUCAGAUCAAAGAUGCCAUCAGAGAUGGAUUGAGGGCUGUGAAAAAUGCCAUAGAUGAUAAUUGUGUUAUACCUGGAGCUGGAGCCUUUGAAAUUGCUGCCUACCAAGAACUAAUGAAAUUUAAAGAUUCAGUUAAAGGCCGUGCCAGAUUAGGUGUUCAAGCUUUUGCUGAGGCUCUCCUUAUCAUUGUGAAAGUGCUGGCUCAGAACUCUGGUCUAGAUCCUCAAGAGGCUAUUGUCAAACUCCAGCAGGAAUAUUUAGGAACUGAACAGGCUGUUGGGCUGGACAUUAAGACAGGGGAGGCCAUGAUUCCUUUGAAUGAAGGUAUUCUGGAUAACUUCAAUGUGAAGAAACAACUCCUUCACUCCUGCACUGUGAUAGCCACUAACCUUUUACUGGUGGAUGAAAUCAUGAGAGCAGGAAUGUCUUCAUUGAAAGGAGAUUCUUGAUUCAUUUUCUUUCUACAGUUUUUAUUUAUAGACACUUUGUAGUUGACUAAAAGAUGAAUAACCAAGUUCCCCAUUUCACAUUUACAAAUCAUUAUUUUUGUUUGUUUCUUUUAAUUUUUUUAUUUGCAAUAAAUAACAUGCUGUUUUAAGUUUUUUA
This is a messenger RNA of Biomphalaria glabrata, 1895 nucleotides long. RefSeq names its product T-complex protein 1 subunit zeta-like. Lineage: Eukaryota; Metazoa; Mollusca; Gastropoda; Planorbidae. The record is from RefSeq and is a predicted model, not a curated record. Gene Ontology annotation, cellular component: chaperonin-containing T-complex. Gene Ontology annotation, molecular function: ATP hydrolysis activity; ATP binding; ATP-dependent protein folding chaperone. The transcript has 14 exons. Gene Ontology annotation, biological process: protein folding. The coding region runs from base 137 to 1738 and encodes 533 amino acids.